Grosmannia clavigera kw1407 is the source of this 444-nucleotide messenger RNA. RefSeq lists its product as uncharacterized. Bases 1 to 444 code for a protein of 147 amino acids. NCBI's taxonomy places the organism in Eukaryota, Fungi, Ascomycota, Sordariomycetes, Ophiostomatales, Ophiostomataceae. The transcript has a single exon. The record is from RefSeq and is a predicted model, not a curated record.
AUGUCGUCCAUUUUUGACGACUAUUUUCAGAAGUUCCUUUCCGAGAGCCCAAAUGAUUUCGGUUACGACAUCUACAACAAUGAUGGCGAUGGCCCUAACGACCAAGGCCUUGAUGACCUCUCUCUCAUCGUCGUUGGGGAACAAACUGCCGUUGUGCCCGUGAAUGAGGCUAAUAUGCCCAAUUUGGGCACGUUUGAUUUUAAUCUCGAUAUCUACGACAACGAUGGCAAUAGUCUUGAGGUCCGCCCCGAUGACAGUUCUCUCAACACAGUUGGAACACAAACUUCUGAAGUUACUGUGAAUGGGGGCGGAGUGCACGAUUCGGGCACGUCCACUGAGGCAGCCCAAUCUGACCGGGCGCUUGACAGCGCUGACGAGUUCAACAGAACAACACUGCAUGAGGAGCAGUUGGCCACGCCAAUCCCAUCUGGCCAAUCGAAGUGA